AUGCCAACAAUUCCUGAACGGCGGAACCUUCUCGCGUUCCUCGGCUAUCGCGUGAAGGUGGAGCUGGACGACGGCUCAACGCUUAUUGGCCGCCUUGUUUCGUUGGGGCCAACAUCAAAUUUAAUACUCACCGAUGUCGAGCGUGUUAGACCUUUGAAGCGGCAGCGCGGCAGCACAAAGACGGAGUGCUACAAUUCGGUGUUGUUUGUACGUGGAAGCAGUGUUGUAUCGGUGCAUCACACCAGCGGUAUCACGACGGACCGUGGCGUUGUGGACACACUCACAGAUCGGCAAAUAGAAACAUCCAAAGCUAUUCAUAUGGCUAGUCAGAGUCUCAACACGCCCUUGCGGUAA
Molecule: messenger RNA, 354 nt
Organism: Trypanosoma rangeli
Lineage: Eukaryota; Euglenozoa; Kinetoplastea; Trypanosomatida; Trypanosomatidae
Product: U6 snRNA-associated Sm-like protein LSm5p
Exons: 1
Coding region: 1-354 (117 amino acids)
Molecular function (GO): RNA binding
Source: RefSeq, a predicted model, not a curated record